Myotis myotis is the source of this 2994-nucleotide messenger RNA. Its product is annotated as pre-mRNA-splicing factor ATP-dependent RNA helicase DHX16-like. Gene Ontology annotation, cellular component: catalytic step 2 spliceosome; intracellular anatomical structure. The record is from RefSeq and is a predicted model, not a curated record. NCBI's taxonomy places the organism in Eukaryota, Metazoa, Chordata, Mammalia, Chiroptera, Vespertilionidae. Gene Ontology annotation, molecular function: RNA binding.
AUGUGGCUCCAGUACCUUCAAGGGUGGGUAGCUACUAUCCUGAAUUUUGUGUUAACCCUUAAAUAUGUCGGUAUUGUCAAGGCCUGCCGCUGCCCCACCUAUCAGAGGGGCAAGGCGGUGGACUCGGAAGCGAGGCUGGAGCGCUGGGUGCAGGACGAGUUGCACUCGGUGCUGGGGCUGAGCGAGCCGCACCUCGCCCUGUUCCUGAUCGGCACCGCGCAGCCUUGCGACUUGGCCCAAGAGUUCCUGCAGCGCCUGCGGGACACCGAUGCCCUGGACCUUAGCGGGCCGGCCGCGGACUUCGCCCAGAGACUCUGGCACAAGGUGCCUCGGAAGGCGGUGGUGGGAAGGCCAGCUCGGGCAGCCCAGCCAGAGGCCCGCGCUCUGCCGGACAAGAACCGAUCCCAUAAGUUGCUGGAGGACAGCGAGGACAGCAGUGAGGAGAGCGAGGGUAGGGCUGGGAGCAGUCUCCAGAAGACACGUAAGCAACCAGAACACCUCAGGAAGAAGAGACUCCGGGAGGAGGAGGCAGAGGCAGAGGUUCCUGAGAACGGGCAGAAGAAGAAGAAAACAGAAAAGCAAGCGUCGGAGGAUGAAUGGGAGCGCACAGAGCGAGAGCGCCUUCAGGACCUGGAGCAGCGCGAUGCCCUCGCGGAGCGGGGCCGGCGGCGGGACAGGGGUGGCGCUCGCAGUGUCCUGGAGCGGCCGGACAGGAAGGCUGCUGAAGAGGCACAGACGCGCCGGAUGGCUGCGGACGACCGCAUGCCCGAGGAGGCCCGAGGACCACCAGCGCCAGCUGUGGAUCUGGUGGAGGAGGAAUUGGGCGCCCCUGGGGAGGAGCAGCGGCGCUGGGAGGAGGCCCGGCUGCCGGCCGCCGCCCUGAAAUUCGGGGCCCCAGACGCUGCCGGCCAGGAGCCCAAGUAUCAGCUGGUGCUCGAGGAAGAGGACACCAUCGAGUUUGUCCAGACCGCUCAGCUGCAGGGCGCGGAGGGGCCCUCGGCUCCACCCCCUUCCACCCAGGCCCCGCAGGAGGAGUGCAUGCAGGCCGUCCGCCGCAGCCUCCCCGUGUUCCCCUUGGGCCAGGAGCUCCUGGCUGCCAUCGCUAGCCACCAGACCCUCCUCAUCGAGGGCGAGAAGAUCACCCAGAUCCCGCAAUACCUCUGGGAGGAGGGCUAUGCCAAGAAGGGCCUGAAGAUUGCCUGCACUCAGCCCAGGAGAGUGGCCGCCAUGAGUGUGGCCGCCCGAGUCGCCCGCGAGAUGGGCGUGAAGCUGGGGAACGAGGUGGGCUACAGCAUCUGCUUUGAGGACUGCACGUCCGAGCGAACAGUCCUGCGCUACCUGACCGAGGGCAUGCUGCUCCGCGAGUUCCUCUCUGAGCCUGACCUGGCGAGCUACAGUGUGGUGAUGGUGGAUGAGGCUCAGGAGCGGACCUUGCACACGGAUCUUCUCUUUGGGCUGAUCAAAGACGUGGCUCGCUUCUGACCCGAGCUCAAGGUCCUGGUGGCUUCGGCCACGCUGGACACUUCCCGCUUUGCCGCCUUCUUCGAGGACGCCCCCGUCUUCCGAAUCCCUGGGCGCAGGUUCCCAGUCGACAUCUUCUACUACACCAAGGCUCCGGAGGCCGACUACCUGGAGGCCUGCGUCGUGUCUGUGCUGCAGAUCCAUGUGACCCAGCCCCCGGGGGAUGUCCUGGUGUUCCUGACGGGACAGGAGGACAUUGAGGCUGCCUGCGAGAUGCUCUGGGAGCGCUGCCGCCGCCUGGGCUCCAAAGUCAGGGAGCUCCUGGUGCUGCCCAUCUACGCCAACCUGCCCUCCAACGUGCAGGCCCGCGUCUUCCAGCCCAUGCCCCCCGGGGCACGCAAGGUGGUCGUGGCCACCAACAUCGCCGAGACUUCCCUCACCAUCGAGGGCAUCGUUUAUGUGCUGGACACAGGCUUCUGCAAGCAGAAGAGCUACAACCCCCGCACCGGCAUGGAGUCGCUCACAGUCAGGCCCUGCAGCAAGGCCCCGGCCAAUCAGCGAGCCGGGCGGGCGGGCCGCAUGGCGGCGGGCAAGUGCUCCCUGUACACCGCCUGGGCCUAUCCGCGCGAGCUGGAGGACACCACGGUGCCCGAGAUCCAGAGGACCAGCCUGGGCAACGUGGCGUUGCUGCUCAAGAGCUUGGGGACCCACGGCCUCCUGCACUUUGACUUCCCGGACCCCCCGCCCUGUGAGACCCUGCUGCUGGCGCUGGAGCAGCUCUCUGCUCGGGGAGCCCUCAACCACCUCGGGGGGCUCACCACGACCGGUCGAAAGAUGGCCGAGCUGCCGCUGGACCCCAUGCUGUCCAAGAUGAUCCUGGCCUCUGAGAAGUACAGCUGUUCGGAGGAGAUCCUGACAGGGGGCAUGCUGUCCGUGGGCGACUCCAUCUUCUACCGACCCAAGGACAAGGUUGUCCACGCCGACAACGCCCGGGUCAACUUCUUCCUCGGUUGGGACCACCUGGUUCUGCUAAACGUGUACACUCAGUGGGCCCAGAUCGGCUACUCUUCCCAGUGGUGCUAUGAGAACUUCGUCCAGUUCAGGUCCAUGCGCCCAGCCGGGGAUGUGCGGGACCAGCUGAAGGGGCUCUUGGAGCGGGUGGAAGUUGGUCUCAGUUCCUGCCAGGGGGACUCUCUCCGUGUCCGCAAGGCCAUCACUGCCGGCUACUUUUACCACACGGCAUGGCUGCCUGGCAGCGGCUACCGCACUGUGAAAAAGCAGCAGACAGUGUUCAUUCACCCCAGCUCCUCCCUGUUUGAGGAACAGCCUCGCUGGCUGCUCUACCACGAACUGGUCUUCACCACCAAGGAGUUCAUGAGACAGGUUCUGGAGAUCGAGAGCGGUUGGCUUCUGGAGGUGGCACCCCACUAUUAUAAGGCUAAGGAACUAGAAGAUCCUUGUGCUAAGAAAAUGCCCAAGAAAACAGGCAAGAGGGGGGAAGAGCUAGUCCAGGAGUGGGCAACCUUUUUGUGA